Python bivittatus (Burmese python) is the source of this 5620-nucleotide messenger RNA. RefSeq names its product Rac/Cdc42 guanine nucleotide exchange factor 6 (gene ARHGEF6). Gene Ontology annotation, molecular function: protein binding; guanyl-nucleotide exchange factor activity. NCBI's taxonomy places the organism in Eukaryota, Metazoa, Chordata, Lepidosauria, Squamata, Pythonidae. Gene Ontology annotation, cellular component: lamellipodium; cytoplasm. The record is from RefSeq and is a predicted model, not a curated record. Gene Ontology annotation, biological process: lamellipodium assembly.
UCUUAUAGGUGCAGGGUAAUAGGGGAACCUCUAACUGCUCGUUCACCCACCUCAGAAGAAGCCGGAAGAUGCAGCCACGGAUGUGGGUUUGGCUUCAUCGUUGCACAAAAGAAGCGUAAGGUCAAAAGAAUCUUCAGUCAUGAAUCCAGAAGAGCAAAUAGUGACUUGGUUGAUUUCUCUGGGGGCCGUAAAUUCCCCCAAAAUGAUAAUUGGCGACCCCGUGCAAUUCCUCAAGACAUCCCUGAAAGAUGGAGUUGCCCUGUGCAAACUGCUUCUGCGGCUUCUGCCCGGAUCUAUCGAAAAGUAUUGCCUGGAGCCCAAGACAGAAGCUGACUGCAUUGGCAAUAUCCAACAGUUUUUAAAUGGAUGUGCAGCGCUGAAAGUGGAGCUGUUUGAUGCCCACGAUCUCUACUCCGGAGAAAACUUCUCCAAGGUACUGACUGCCCUUUCUUCUCUCAACAGAGCAACUGAAGAUCCAGGCUCGACCAGGAAGCCAUGUUCUCUAACCGCCGGUGACUGCCACCCCCUGAGCCAAGCAGCAUCAACUCGGCCAUCAAGAGGGCUGCAGAGGCAGUCAAGAGUUGUGGAGAUGGCAGAAAACGGCAGUCACCAACUGGUGGUGAAGGCCCGGUUCCAGUUCAAGCAGACCAACGAAGACGAGCUGACCAUCAACAAGGGGGACAUCAUUUACGUCACCCGCACUGAGGAAGGGGGCUGGUGGGAAGGGACCCUUAACGGAAAGACGGGUUGGUUCCCCAGCAACUACGUCAGAGAAAUUAAAUCCACCGAUAAAUUGCUCUCUCCUAAGGCUUUGAAAGGGGCUGACAGUCCUCAACUUACUAAGAAUUACUACACUGUGGUGCUUCAAAAUAUUUUGGAAACGGAGCGAGAAUAUGCCAAGGAACUACAGUCACUUCUAGGAACCUACUUAAAGUCUCUCCAGUCUUAUGACAAGCUGAGUGCCAUGGAUAUAGCAUCUUUGCUCGGAAAUGUGGAGGAGAUCUGUACCUUUCAGCAGACGCUCAACCAGGCCCUUGAAGACUGUGCUAAACUUCCAGAACACCAGCAGAAAGUGGGAGGCUGCUUCCUAAAUCUGAUGCCCCAGUUUGCGUCUCUGUACCUCACUUAUUGCACUAACCACCCAUCUGCGGUCAAUGUCUUGACCCAACAUAGUGAGGAACUGGAGAAGUUCAUGGAAAGCCAAGGGAUGGCCUGCUCUGGAAUAUUGACCUUAACCACAAGCCUCAGCAAACCCUUCACACGGCUGGAUAAAUACAUUUCCCUUCUGCAGGAACUUGAGCGGCACAUGGAGGAGGCACAUCCUGACCACGAAGACGUUUUGAAAGCAGUUGCGUUCUUCAAGUCUCUUGUGUCCCAGUGCCAGGAGAUCAGAAAGAGGAAACAACUUGAACUACAGAUCCUGUCCGAAACCAUUCAAAGUUGGGAUGGUGAAGAUAUCCGGUCCAUGGGCAGCGUCCUUUAUAUGUCACAAGUCAUGGUCCAAUAUGGAGGGAAUGAGGAGAAAGAGGAAAGAUACCUCAUGUUAUUUUCAAGCGUCCUGUUGAUGCUGUCAGCCAGCCCUUGCAUGAGUGGAUUUAUGUAUAAGGGAAAGCUCCCUUUAAUAGGAAUGAUGGUGACAAAAUUAGAAGACCUGGAAGGAAGUGAGCACGCUUUUGAAAUUUCAGGGGGCAUGGGAGACCGGAUCACAGUACACUGCAGUAGCAGCCAAGAUUUGCAUGAAUGGCUUGACCACCUACAAAGGUUGACAAGAGGAACAACUUUCAGUGGUACCCUUUCCAAAACCCAAUCUUGGGGUUCCCAUUCUACUUUCAGUUCUAUUGGACAAGUCCAUGGCCCACUGGAACCACCCCAGAUCCUCAAACCUUGGACCUUGAGUUGCCUCCGCCCUGCACCUCCUCUCAGGCCCUCAGUGGCCCUCAGCUACAAAGAGCGGAUGUCCUACAUCUUAAAGGAUUCCAGCAAGAGCCCCAAGACGAUGAAAAAGUUCCUUCCCAAAAGGAAAACAGAGAGGAAAGCAUCUGAUGAGGAGUUUGUCAUUAGAAAAAGCACGGCUGCUUUGGAAGAAGAUGCUCAGAUCCUCAAGGUGAUUGAGGCGUAUUGCGCGGGGGCCAGUUUUCAGCAGAACGUCACUUCAGGUUCCCGCAAAGAUUCUGUCCCCCAGGUCCUGCUUCCAGAAGAAGAGAAAAUAAUCAUUGAGGAGGUGCGGAGCAACGGGCAGACCGUGGCAGAGGAGAAGAGUCUUGUGGAUACUGUCUAUGCACUAAAAGAUGAGGUCAAGGAACUGAAGCAGGAGAACAAACGGAUGAAGCAAUGUUUGGAAGAGGAGCUGAAGUCCAGGAAGGAUUUAGAAAAAUUGGUCCGGAGGUUAUUAAAGCAAACAGAUGAAUGUCUCCGAGAAGAAACGGGCCGUCGUUCCUCGGUGCUGGCGUGAUCCCUUCUCCCCACCCGGGGUGGUUGGCAGCCCCAUCGCAGCAUUCCCAGAAAAUGGGCUGAGUUUUCUUGUUCCCUGGCUGUUUCGUUGCGGGGGGGGGGAUGUUUUGCUGCUUCUGUUCUGUUCUUGUUGCAGAGAGAGACAGAGGAAAAGAACUGCCGUGGCUCUGGCCAACCUUCGAAAAGCCCGUGUUGCAUGCUGCUAAUUGCCAGCAAACGUUUGCUCCAAAGCGGCCGCUUGGGCCCCUUCUGAGUCACAGAAACCCGCCUGCCACUUCUGAUACCUCACCACGUCUUCUUCUUCUAGGAAUACGCCCUUGGCAAGUGAUCGGUGCCCACUCAGAGUGAAGAUUGCUGAGUGCGAGACUUUUCGAGAAAGUGUGGAAAGAGAACGCGCAUGGCCCUUUCCCCUCUCUUUUCGUUUUAAUGCAUGUUACUUAAUUUAUUGGGGGGGAGGGAAAAACAAGCACGGUUCCUUGAAUUGCCACCAAGUUAAAAGCCAAGCGAUGAUUUGCACUUCUUUUUUCAGGUAAUCAGGAAAACAAAGAGUGAGGUUUUCCCCAUUGUUGCCCUGCAGUAAUUCCCCUCCGUGGCCUUUCUAGAGAUGACGUUAUGCAAAGGGUCUCAGAGCCGGAUGGAUGUAAUUCCUCCGGGAGCCUGCUCUGGACUCGCAGCUUUCGGCUCAUGGCAAAUUAGCAUGGAUCCCUCAGUGCUGUCCCCAAGCAUUAUGCACAUGUACAGUCACAGAUUCCCAUGGUUUUAUGUUUAAUUAAGGUUGCCCGGGUUAGCUGGUUAAGCCUUGUUAGCAGAGGUAGCUGAGAAGAACCGGACCUGCCUUUUUAGCCCUUUCCCUUUCCUGAAAAGCAGAAUUUCUGUACUAAGAAGGCACCUGUGUGUGCCAUCCCCUUCAAAAAUCACAAAGCAAACUUUCCCCAGGAAUAUUUGAGUUUACAUCAGGGAAAACUAGGGAGGCAUUGCUUCGUAUGCACCUCGUUUAUUGACUGAUGCCUGCUCGUCAGCUGACCGCCUGUUUUAAACCUUUUCACUCAAAAGGACAUCUGCAGGGGACAGAGACGGUUGCGCAAAGCUUGAUUAAUGCUGGAAGAGUUUCUUUUUCUUUUUUUUAAUGUCGGAGGAUAGGUUCCGUUACGACGGAGAAAGCAAAUGCUUCAGGUGUUCACCUUUGGGUCAGGAAGACAGCGCAAACUGAAUUAUCACUUUUCCCUCUUAGAUAAUCAGGGAUGAUGGAUGGUUCAGCCUGGGUUGUUAAGAAGAGACCUUUGUCUGUGUACCAAAUGAAAAUACUAAGUUAAUGGUCACAAGAUGCAGACCAACCCGCUUUGCCUACAAUAAGUGGGCCUUGCGUGCUCUGUCGCUCUGAGGUUGGAGCUGCCUCGUAGUUCCUACGGACAGGUAGAAUUAUUUUUUGACAGAGCCCAAGAGCAAGGGUGGAAUUUGCUCAAGGAAGCCCUGUUGAAGAUAACGUUUGUGUUCCAGCUGUCAGCUGCUGGAGAGAAGAGACGCAACCGCAUUGUGUAAGGCAAAGCUCUCCUGCUGCAACAGCAGAUGCGUUUUGACGCAGCAGAAAAGGACAAGGACAAGGAUAAAGCUGAAAUGCACAGAGAGACAAACACACGCAAACUCUUGUGUUGGGAGAGUUCACGUGGAAGCUUAUUGCACAGAGACAGAGUGGAAAGGGUCUCCUAGAACAUCACACUGAAGUCUGCAGCUCCCCAACUUCUUUCAUGGAUGAUCUAUCUGGAGUUGGCCUUUUCCUGGUCACAAAACGUCUACGGUUUGCCCUUUUCUACCCACCUGGAUUCACCUUGCCAGAGAGCAAAAGCAGGCAGAAAACUGAAAAAGAGAACUUAACAGCGGUUUCUCAGGCUGUGAGAUCCUAUUUUCCCUGCUAGCUUUGCAGCUAAAAUGAAGGAACGUGCACACCAGUGAACGCAAACGCUAGCUUCAUGUUCUGUCCUACCCUCCCUUGUAGGCCUUCUUUAAAAAAGGAGAGUAUGAUAGGUUUUCCGGUUCAGUUGCAUCUUAUAAAGGAACUUCUUUAAAGUGUACAAACGAUCUAGACAAUUGGGGGGAGGGUUGGGGUUGAGGGAUGUCUUGGUGGCGUUGCAGGUACUAGCCACACAGCACUGAGCAUUGCCAGCUUCUGAGACAGACCUGGUGGCACCUCUCUCUAAACCUUCCUAAAUUCAGUGGUGGACAGGAAGAGGCAUGUCUGAACUGAAUGCAGAGAUGAUCUUCUGGGACAUCCUGGAUGAUCCCUGGGAUCUUCAAUUAUUUCUGUGCUUCCUUACUAACCGCCAGGUGCUUCCAAGGACUUGGAUCGAUGUGUGCUAAGCAGUUCCAAAACUCUGUCUGGAGCAUGCGCGUGGGUGGUUUGAAAUAUCCACAGAUCCAUCUCUCUUCAACUUUGAGGAGGCCCCAAGCAACUCCAACAUGGCAGGAGGAAGAACGUUACGCUGAGAUGCUCUCAAUAGUCAAGGAAACCACCAAAUCUCUGGGCACAAAAUAUGAAGCAUCUCUAGGUCAGAAUGUAAGGAGGAGACCUUUUCCAAGAGGAAAAAUCCUUGUUUUCCCCAGGAUUGCUAAUCCCUUCAGGUGGGGAGGGGGGAAACCCUUGGAUUUACUUGGAAAGCAUUCGUUCCACCUCUGCUUGGUCACGUUUCCUCAAGCCAAGAGAAUCACUGUGCCCCAGGCCUCCAAAAUUUGAGAAAUGCUAGCCUUAUUAUCUGAAUUCAAUAUUUGCUUUUACUAUAUGCACCAGAUGUUUGUGUGUGUGUGUGUGUGUGUUUAAGGAAAAUUAAGGCUGCAAAAACCCUAAGCCCACAUUUUUCAGAGAAGUCCCACGGAACUCAGAGAGUUUUUCAAUGAAAAUGUAUAGGAUUGUGCUGUUAAAAAACAAAAGGAAGAAUAUACAACUGUACUAAAGGAAUAGAAGCCAUGUGAACCUGAUUGGAUUAUAUAUAUAUAUAUUAUUCUAUGUAAAUAGGUUUCUGUUAAGACCCUACGUUAUUGUUUCCUUCUUUGCUUUUCAAUUUAUCUCUCGUUAUGUUUUUAUUUCCCGUCACAACAACUGAUGCAAGCAAAACCCUUUUUCUAAAAUAUUUUUAUUUUGAGCAAUUUUUAAAUUUUGGUUUUCAAGGAAAUAAAA